AUGUCUUCCAGAACGCCCAGUGGGGCAUUCUUUACCGACAGCGAGUCCAUUUCGCCUGCAAAGCGCAGAAGAAGCGACUGCCAUAGUCCCCCCUCUCUAGACGUUGCUACCGUUGAGCACCCGAAACCGGAACGUAGACGCGUCAACCCAGAAACUCUUGCCCAGAAACUUGGCCCUCAGGUCGUCGCUGAUCUCCAAGCGUGUAUCACACCCGGGAUGACUGAGAUGCCGUCCUUCGAGAUCCGCAAGCGAAUUCAACAGCGGUACAAUAUCGACAGGCGCCAUAUCUAUGACUGGUUUCAUGCCAUGGGUUUGCGCGUCGUGAAAGACGAGAAGUCCAACUCGUCGAAACGGGCUGAUGAGUCCAGAUCAGUACUGACGCUUUGCGCCCGAAGAAACAGACAACCUCCGAUCAGGGGACCAAUCACAGUAAGCUGCGCCCACUCUGCGACGGAAAACAUGAGUUCUGUGUCCGUGUCUCCUGUGCAACAUCGACGGCGCAAGACGAUGUCUUCUUCCAACGACCGUGAUUCGGUGGCGUCCAUUCACUCCUAUACCCCCACCAUUGGCAGUGACUCCGGUGAGGUCUCGGAAAUUCGUUCACCACUGGGCUCCUUAUCACAGACUCCUGGUGUUCUGUACUCUGGCGGACGUUCUGGCCUUAAUGCAUCUCUGCUCCAUGAGUUACCGACCUUGUUUGACGACGACGAUCGACUGGUAUACCCAGAUCUUGCUGCUCCUGUGCCUUCGUACCCUUUGGCCCAUGCGCUCAAUUCGACUCUUACUGUGGCAACUUCGGGCAGCCCGUCUCCUGGUCUUGACGAGAACGACAAUGAGCCUUUGCCUGAACCUGUGAUGAAACCGAUCACGUUGGAGGACCUCAACGAUACUUUUCCCGAGCCAAGCCAGACAGCGCCCAUGUUCUCAUCUGACUUGGAGUCGUCUACUAUUCAAGAACGUCAAGAGACUUACUCGUUUAUCUCUGAUGCUUUGGGGCUGGUGACCGCACCCGACGCGGGGGCUACGCCGAUUCAAGAGGCCAAGGGCAGCUAUCAGGCCUACAAACAGGACCUUUCGCGUAUUUACUAUGGAAAGAUCCUCGAUGCAACGGACCGCGCUCCGGGAAUUCGCUCCAAUUCUUCCUUGCCCCACAGUUCUGCAGGCUCGGACGACAGCAUUGGCAGCCUACAGCUCAGGGACCACCCUCGGCAACUUCAGGCUAUCCCCCCAACGGCGACACAAUGGCCUCGGCGCAUCGGAACGAUGGAUUCGCGAACUGGGAACGACGGGGAUCCUACAUACCUUGAUGCUUUCAGGCACGAUCGUGUCCCUCCUUCGGUUGACCUUGAUCACGGCAUGGUGGCUGCUUGGGUGUCGACAGACCGCGGCAACGCGCCAUUGUAUGCGCGAGAGGGUGGCGUGGCCAACCCGAUGUUCUUCGAUCCUCAGGUUGCGUUAACUCCGGAAUUCGAGGACCUGAACGCUGGCCAGUACAUGAUGCGGUGGUACAACGGACAUGCUCCCGAUCUUCGAAUGUUGCCGACGUUCGAAGCGCAUCCUACCGAUCCUCGCUUCUACUUGGCCUCAGACCCUUACUAUCCCUCGAUUCAUACGGAGGAACAAUACUAUCCUGAGUUCGCCUUCCAGCCUCCACCUCUUGGCGAUGCACCGAUACACAUGCCGAUGACCAUACGGGACGGACAGCCUUUUGGCUUCCACCAUCCAGCCGAAUCGUAUGGACCUCCCGUUUUUCCGGCGGAUUGCCUGGGUCAUGGAGUCAUUCCAUACAUGCAUGACGCCUCAACCCACUUCUACCCGCACGCUUCCUUUCUUGAAGACGGCGGAUACCGAAUCCAGGAGGGCUACGACAGGCCGCCCACUGCGCCUUUAAGUAAAUGCGCCAACACGCACGAACAAAGAAGCACGCCACAAGUCUUCGAUGGGCUUGUCUCCGCCUCGGGUGACGAGUGUGAGUUUCAAAGCGCACAGUGA
Molecule: messenger RNA, 1992 nt
Organism: Punctularia strigosozonata HHB-11173 SS5
Lineage: Eukaryota; Fungi; Basidiomycota; Agaricomycetes; Corticiales; Punctulariaceae
Exons: 2
Coding region: 1-1992 (663 amino acids)
Source: RefSeq, a predicted model, not a curated record